This is a messenger RNA of Trichosurus vulpecula (common brushtail), 2470 nucleotides long. It is a transcript of the gene SGK2, whose product is annotated as serum/glucocorticoid regulated kinase 2. Lineage: Eukaryota; Metazoa; Chordata; Mammalia; Diprotodontia; Phalangeridae. Bases 385 to 1473 code for a protein of 362 amino acids. The transcript is spliced from 13 exons. The record is from RefSeq and is a predicted model, not a curated record. Gene Ontology annotation, biological process: protein phosphorylation. Gene Ontology annotation, molecular function: ATP binding; protein serine/threonine kinase activity.
GGAGGCAAAGGUGAGCAGGCUGUGGGCCCAGCUGGUCACUCCUGGGGCCUCGGCUGGCUGUUUGUUUCACAGAAGAGAAACUUCUCCAUUGGUGCCUGGUCUCAGAGGUUCCCAGCACUGAUUGCUGGCUUCUGUCGUAUCCUGGGACCAAACUUUCCUCUGGGACUGGCUGAAAGCUGAUUUGGGCUCACCAUUUUCCGUUAAUCUUUAAUGCUAAGUUAUUGGGGGAAAAUGUAGAUGAGUAUAUGACAGGUGUCUUCUGAUUGUCAGCUAACAACAAUUGCUGGGCUCUGCAGAAUUUACAGACCAAGGGGGCCGGAGAAGGGCAGGCAGAGGAUUCCGAAGAUCUUGAGUUUGCAGUGCUGACAGAUUUGCUGUUUUACAAUGGAUCCUUCUGCAAGUCCUAGCCUCCAGACCUCGACACCCAAUGGAAAUAUCAACUUGGGACCUUCAGCAAAUCCAAAUGCCAGGCCAACAGACUUUGACUUCCUGAAAGUGAUUGGAAAAGGGAGCUAUGGAAAAGUUCUCUUGGCCAAACGCAAGUGUGAUGGGAAAUUUUACGCUGUAAAAGUCUUACAGAAGAAAUCCAUCUUGAAAAAGAAAGAGCAAAAUCACAUCAUGGCAGAGCGCAACGUGCUCCUAAAGAAUGUGACACAUCCUUUCCUGGUGGGCCUCCACUACUCCUUUCAGACUUCAGAGAAGCUCUAUUUUGUCCUAGACUACGUCAAUGGAGGAGAGCUCUUCUUCCAUUUGCAGCGGGAGCACUGUUUCCUAGAACCUCGAGCUCGAUUCUAUGCUGCCGAGGUGGCCAGUGCUAUUGGCUACCUGCAUUCUCUCAACAUCAUUUACAGGGACUUGAAACCCGAGAACAUUCUCUUGGAUUACCAGGGCCAUGUUGUGUUGACUGAUUUUGGGCUUUGUAAAGAAGGAAUGAAGCCAGAAGAAACCACAUCCACUUUCUGUGGCACCCCUGAGUAUUUGGCUCCUGAAGUAUUAAGAAAACAACCUUAUGACCGAACAGUAGACUGGUGGUGUUUGGGGGCUGUUCUUUAUGAAAUGCUCUGUGGCUUGCCACCUUUCUACAGCCGAGAUGUUUCUGAAAUGUAUGAGAACAUCCUUCACAAGCCUCUCCAGAUCCAGGGGGGCAAGACGGUGGCAGCCUGUGACCUCCUGCAUGGCCUUCUCCAAAAGGACCAGAAGAAAAGACUGGGUGCCAAAGCAGACUUUCUUGAGAUAAAGAAUCAUGUCUUCUUCAGCCCAAUAAACUGGGAUGACUUAUACCACAAGAGACUCACUCCUCCUUUCAAUCCAAAUGUGGUGGGGCCUGCUGACUUAAGACACUUCGAUCCAGAAUUUACUAAAGAAGCAAUUUCCAGUUCUAUUGGAUGUACACCAGAUUUGACAGCCAGCAGCUCUGGGGCUUCCAGCGCAUUUUUAGGUUUUUCUUAUGCACCUGGGGAUGAGAAUUUUUAAAACUGCUAAUAAGCCCAGGCAUCAUUUCUAAAGAGGUGCUUGUGUUACUUAUCUUUUGAGUCAAAUUGUACUGUCCUAAGGUGGAAGAUGUGAUGAGUAUAACUGUACAUGUCCCAAUUAUCUCAUGCUGACCAUACAGCAUUCUUAGGUGCUACAUCAGAAUGAUAUUCAUCUUAUGGGAUAAAACUUAACAGGAAGGAGGGAACAGAGGAAGAAAAAGAGAAAGGAAGCAAAGAAGGAAAAGAGGGUAAGGUGGGGUAGUAUGGUCUACUAAAAAUUGACCCUACCUGAGUUGUGGUGGCAUGAUCUAUAUUGUCCAUUUUAGAAACUUACCUUUGUCAGUUCCCCUAAUGGUGGUUAGGUACUGGAAGACUGAUGCAUAAGACACUCAUUUAUAAACCAGAAAACCAAUUUAUUAAUAUACAAUGGAAGAUAUAUCUGGCCUCAAAACCAGUAAUGGUUAUUUUUACAAGGUAUCUUUAAAUGAGUGAAUUCAAAGAAUCUUGAAAUAAUUUGGCAUUAUUCAAAUUAUUCAAAGGUCAUUAUCUUUUGACCCAGUAAUCCCAUUAUUAGGCAUAUAAACCCAAGGAGACCAAUGACAGAAAACAUAGCAGCAUUUUUUGUAGUAGCAAACUGGAAAUGAGAUGGGUGCUGAUUUAUUGUGGAGUAGCAGCACAAAUUGUGAUAUGUGAAUAUAGUGGAAUACUACAUUUAAGAAGCAAUGAAUAUGAAGGAUUCAGAGAAACUUAGAAAGACUUUUAAGAACUGAUAUGAUCAAAAUAAGUCGAACCAAGAGAACACUACACACAAUGACCAUAACAACAUAAAUGAAAAUAACCCUUAAAGACAUCAGGACUGAAGACAAUGAAAAGACUAGUUUGUGACUCCAGAAGACUGUUUAUGAAAUAUCUCUCUCUUCUCUCAGUUGAGAUAUGGUGGAAACAGGUGUGGAAUGAGGCCUACCUGUCUACAGAGUCAAUGUGUCAGCUGUUUUGCU